AUGUCGAAACGGGAAUCACGGCCUCCAGCCGAGGCUGAACGUCCUGGCUUGAUCGGCAAAAUCCUCCGGCGGACGCGCAGCAAGCAAAACGUCUCAACCCAUGCAACACAAAUGAGCACGCCAGUCGCUGCCACGUCUACAACACCUGAUGGCGUGACCUCGCCAGGCAUCAACAAUCUGGUGCCUGACGAUACACAGCAACAUAGCGCGACUGUGCCGGAAGCGCGGACGGCGACAUCGCGGAGCGAAAACUUGGGACACAAGUCCAAGCCUAGCUUGGUUUCGCUGAUGCAGCAGCCAGCGGCCAGCUCGAACCGAGAGCCGUUUAGCACAGUCGACACCACACCAGCCCAGCCAAAGGUCACACUGCGGUCCCGCUUCAACAAAAACGAGCGCGUGCAGCAUCCAGUUCCCAGGCGAACACAGUCGCAAGAUGGUUCUGGAUAUUCGCCGCAGCAUGCCGCCGCGACUUUUCAGAGAACCACCGGCUUGUCAUUGAACUCGAGUCAGAGUCAUCGCGCCUCUGUCCCCCACGCCCCGCACCCGUCACGCCACGAAGUAAGGGGCUCUAAUGCUCACAUCAUGGCAGCCGUCCCCGUCAAUUACGAGCCCCAUGUCGAGAUCCAUGAUGGCACCGAGGAUGAUUCAUCAGACUACCAGAAGUUCAUCCAGGAGGCGAUUGAGGAAGACCGGCGGCAGCGUGAGGUGUGGCGAUCCUUGGCGUCCCAGCAAACGUACAAAGUCGUGGCCGUAGCCACGGGACCCCCACCAAAGCCGGGAGGGUUGUUUAGCUGGCAACGCUCAGCGGCAAAGAAGCAGAAAGAAGAAGAGGAGAGGCGACGCACUUUUGCUGGAGAGGGUCAGCUCUAUGGAUUUCCUGCAAGCGAGGCCAGUUGCGAGCUGAGCCGGAAGUCUUCGCGUGCGUCCUCACGCCUCAGUCGGAAAUCCAGUCUCAAGCAGAUGAUCGUCGACUACAUCAAGCCGCCACAGCAGCCAUCAGAGUAUGAGAUGGCACAGUACGGCGUCAAGCGCAAAACAAGCUCGAAACACCUGGUCUGA
Microdochium trichocladiopsis is the source of this 1059-nucleotide messenger RNA. RefSeq lists its product as uncharacterized. The record is from RefSeq and is a predicted model, not a curated record. Lineage: Eukaryota; Fungi; Ascomycota; Sordariomycetes; Xylariales; Microdochiaceae. Bases 1 to 1059 code for a protein of 352 amino acids. The transcript has a single exon.